Messenger RNA from Rotaria sp. Silwood2, 801 nucleotides. Lineage: Eukaryota; Metazoa; Rotifera; Eurotatoria; Philodinida; Philodinidae. The record is from the annotation of a GenBank genome assembly.
AUGUCAUCUCAAGUUGAAAAUCAACGAUCAAUAUCACGUACAGAUUUAAUUAGUAUAGAUCGACCUGAUACAUCACAGUUAGUUGAUCUUCAUAUUUAUAUAAUACCAAAAAAUGUUUGGAAAAAUCGUCAAAAUUUAGCCGAAAAUGAAGUAAUAAAACAAGCUGUAUCAGCAGGUUUUGUUCAUGUUCCCGAAAGCUUAACUAUUAAUGUACUUCGUCAAUAUAUUAUUGAUAUUUGUGGUGAAGAAAAGAAUUUUCCAAAAGAAUUUAGUUAUCUUCGAAGUGUUGGUCGAUGUUUAACUAAAGUUAAACCUCAUCAAGAAGAAGAAUUAAAAGUGAAAAAUUAUCGACCACCAAUGGUUUGUAGAUUAUUAAAUAUUUUAAUUAAUCCCAUUUUAUGUGAUUUAUGCCCAAUUGGUAGCUAUUGUGAUAAAGCAGAUGAACCACCAAAACCGUGUCCAGCAGGAUUUUUUUGUUUGGAAGGACAAACAACGGGUACACCAUGUCCAACUGGCUAUCAAAUAACAUUAACAGGAAAAAGUUAUUGUAGAAUUUGUGCACCUGGUCAUUAUUGUCCAAACCCUGAUGGUAAUCCAAUUCUAUGUCAGCCAGGUUAUGCAAAUGAUAAGCAUGGCCGUGUUGAAUGUGAUCUUUGCCCGAGUGGGACCUUCGCAGAUGUUGCUGGUUUAGCUUAUUGUAUCACUUGUCCACCAGGUUAUAUUUGCACGAAUUCUAGAACGGCACCACUUCCUUGCCCGUCGAAUAAAGCAAGAGGGCAAACAGUCUGUCCUACAGAAUAA